Propithecus coquereli (Coquerel's sifaka) is the source of this 999-nucleotide messenger RNA. RefSeq names its product chemokine (C-X-C motif) receptor 5 (gene CXCR5). Gene Ontology annotation, cellular component: membrane. The record is from RefSeq and is a predicted model, not a curated record. Bases 16 to 999 code for a protein of 327 amino acids. Gene Ontology annotation, molecular function: C-X-C chemokine receptor activity. Gene Ontology annotation, biological process: chemotaxis; immune response; G protein-coupled receptor signaling pathway. The transcript has a single exon. NCBI's taxonomy places the organism in Eukaryota, Metazoa, Chordata, Mammalia, Primates, Indriidae.
GUGGAGGGGCCCGUAAUGACCACCUUCAAGGCCGUGUUCAUUCCCGUAGCCUAUAGCCUCAUCUUCCUCCUGGGUCUGAUGGGCAACAUCCUGGUGCUGGUGAUCUUGGAGCGGCACCGGCAGACGCGCAGCUCCACCGAGACCUUCCUGUUCCACCUGGCCGUGGCCGACCUCCUGCUGGUCUUUAUCCUGCCCUUUGCGGUGGCCGAGGGCUCAGUGGGCUGGGUCCUGGGGACCUUUCUCUGCAAAACUGUGUUUGCUCUGCACAAGAUCAACUUCUAUUGCAGCAGCCUGCUCCUGGCCUGCAUUGCUGUGGACCGCUACUUGGCCAUCGUCCAUGCUGUCCACGCCUACCGCCACCGCCGCCUCCUCUCCAUCCACAUCACCUGCGCCACCAUCUGGCUGUCGGGCUUCAUCUUCGCCUUGCCAGAGAUUCUCUUCGCCAAGGUCAGCCAGCCCCAUCACAACGACUCCCUGCCACGCUGCACCUUCUCCCAAGAGAACCAAGCUGAAACCAACGCCUGGUUCAUCUCCCGCUUCCUCUACCACGUCGGGGGGUUCCUGCUGCCGAUGCUGGUGAUGGGCUGGUGCUACGUGGGGGUAGUUCACAGGCUGCGCCAGGCCCAGCGGCGCCCGCAGCGGCAGAAGGCGGUUAGAGUGGCCAUCCUGGUGACGAGCAUCUUCUUUCUCUGCUGGUCACCCUACCACAUCGUCAUCUUCCUGGACACCCUGGCGAGGCUGAAGGCCGUGGGCAACAGCUGCGAGCUGAACGGCUCUCUCCCCGUGGCCAUCACCACGUGCGAGUUCCUGGGCCUGGCCCACUGCUGCCUCAACCCCAUGCUCUACACUUUUGCCGGCGUGAAGUUCCGCAGUGACCUGUCUCGGCUGCUGACCAAGCUGGGCUGUGCUGGCCCUGCCUCCCUGUGCCAGCUCUUCCCCAGUUGGCGCAAGAGCAGUCUCUCUGAGUCAGAGAAUGCCACCUCCCUCACCACCUUCUAG